AUGAAGAUGAAUUCUGAAGCAUGGAAACCUUUUGUAGCAAUGGUGUUUAUUGAUUUCGCUUUCGCUGUCGUCAAUAUUCUUCUCAAGAAAGUCCUGCAAGAGGGCAUGAACCCUUUGGUUAUAAUCACAUACCGCUUGUCUGUUUCUUGCGUUUUCUUAGCACCAAUUGCUUUCUUCUGGGAAAGAAAUGGCCGGCCAAAACUCACUUUUCGAAUUUUAUGUUACCUCUUCCUCAGUGCAUUAUUUGGGACAUCACUCACACAGUACUUCUACCUUCUGGGAAUCCAAGACACCUCUGCUACUUUCGCAUGUGCCUUUAUUAACAUGGUUCCGGUGGUCACAUUCAUCAUGGCACUACCAUUUGGGUUAGAGACUGUGAACAUAAAAUGCAACAGAGGGAGAGCAAAGAUACUUGGCACAGUGGUGUGCAUUGGAGGAGCAUUGUUAUUGACACUGUACAAAGGAAAGCCCUUGUUCAAUUAUUCUCAAAGUGAGGCAGCAGCUGCAAGUCAUAUGGUUUCUGCAGUGAAGCAGAAUUCUGCUCCGAGGAACACAGAGAGAUGGACCACUGGUGUGAUAGCUCUGAUUGUGGGGACACUGUUUUGGUCCUCUUGGUUUCUCUUGCAAUCAAAAAUAGGAAAGAAGUACCCCUGCCAAUAUUCUAGCACAGCCAUCAUGACCUUCUUUGGGGCCAUCCAAUCUGCUGUUCUUAGCCUGUCCACUUCCCAGCACUCGUCCGUAUGGAUUCUAAAGGGAAACAUGCAAAUACUCACUGUUGUGUUUUCUGGGAUGGUAGGAUCUGGUUUGUGUUUUGUGGGGCUGUCAUGGUGUGUGAAGAAAAAGGGUCCUGUGUUCACUGCAUCAUUUAGCCCUCUUGUUCAGAUAAUGGCAGCCAUGAUUGACAUUCCUAUCUUGCACGAGCCCCUUCAUGUUGGAAGUUUGAUGGGAUCCAUAUUGGUGAUGGGGGGAUUGUACAUUCUGCUCUGGGGUAAGAACAUGGAAAAGCAAAAUCACGAGAAUAUGACUAAGCCAUGCCAACAAGAUGGAGAAAUCAUGGGACAAGAACCUCAAAUGCAACACAUCGUAGUCUCCAGUGAUUGA
Molecule: messenger RNA, 1101 nt
Organism: Neltuma alba
Lineage: Eukaryota; Viridiplantae; Streptophyta; Magnoliopsida; Fabales; Fabaceae
Product: WAT1-related protein At3g30340-like
Exons: 6
Coding region: 1-1101 (366 amino acids)
Cellular component (GO): membrane
Molecular function (GO): transmembrane transporter activity
Source: RefSeq, a predicted model, not a curated record